UUAUUAUAAAUUUGUUUAAUAAUUAAUUUAAGUUUUUUAACUUAUAACUUAUAAGUAAUUGAUCUAACUUCUAAUGUUUACUUUUCAGCUUAAAGCUUAAACUUAAAACUUUUAGAUAAUUAAUUAAAUAUUGUAUUGCCUGUGCUUAGAGAUUAAAAAACCCAAUACUAUCUAUUUCAACUUCGGAGAAUUUAAUAAAAUCGUUAUGAAUUUGCUUGUUUGGUCAAUUAUUGUUAGUUUUUAUAAUAUGUUAUCCAUCAAAUUUAUUCCAAAGUUUAUAUUAUGGUUUAUGAAUAUCAGUAAUGAACAUCAAAAAAUAGCAGACGAAAUAUCAUUGCUAAAAGAAGAACAAUCCAAAAUUCUAAUUGUUAAAGAGUUUGCUAAACAUACAAAAUUACAACGAAGAAUCAACAAGUUGAAUGAACAAUUAAAAAACCACAUAAUAGAAAAUUCAUCUAAAAAUUUAAAGAUCAAAUUCAUCUGUAAAGUGUCUUUAUAUGUUUUCUCCGUAAUUUUAAAUCUUUUAUUUGUUUAUUACAACUAUAAUAAAACUGUUUUGAGAGAACUUCCAACUAAUUGGUUUGUACCAUUAUCUUGGUUAGUUCGAUGGCCUUCCUCACAAGUUGGUACAAUGAGUUUUGUCUUUUGGUAUAGUAUCACAAAUUGCGUUGCAAAGGUGACAACUAAUAAUAUAUUAUGAUUAGAAACAAAAGUUGUUAAUGUUAUUGAGUGAUGACUGAUCUUUGUGUAAAUUAUUAAGCAUGUGAAUUUACGAUAAGUCGAUAACACUUAAUUGUGUGGGACUAUAUUAGUAAUACAAUUGAUAAGUGUUAAGGAUUUGUUUGGUAAAUCCUGUAAUUUGAAAUUUCCCAGUUUGUUACACUUAUUUAUUUCCAAUUUGUUUUCAAUUAUUAAAACUAAAAUUUAUUCUUGUAUCAGAGGAAAAUGUAUUUUAUAGGGUGCUUAUACAAUUUUUAUUGUCGAUGUAUUAAAAUUAUUUUUUUGAUUAUUAGAUAAUAAGUAUAAUGAUUGAAAAAUUAAUAUUGUACAAGUUAUUCAAUUAAUGAAAUAUCUAUAGUGGGAUUUAUACGUACAUUUUUAUGUUUAAACUAAAAAUUAUUUUAUAAAUUUGUUAAGUUUUAUUUUGUUUAAUUUGUUUAAAUUGUUUUCUCUUAUAUUUUAGAAUAUCAUUAAAUUAAAUUUAUACAUAUAUAUUUUAUCACUUGAUUUUGUCUACAUUAAUUCGGAUAAUGAGUAAUGAUAAUUUUCCCUCAUUUAUUGAAAAGUUGUGCCAUGAAUAUUCUUUAACUCGUAGUUCAUGAUUCAUUGUAUCUUAAAGAAGUUUUUUUAACAUCCUCAAGAAAAAAAUCAAACAUUUUUCUAAUUAUUUUAAAUUGAUUCUCAUCUCUCUCGCACUUUUAUUCUCUAAUCAGUUUAAUAUAUCUAAAAUCUACUAAUUCCCAUCUACAUCAGUUUUUUACUGGAUAGUAAAUACUUCAUAUCGAUAUAUUUUUGUUGAUUUAUUUAUUUCACGGUGUUCCACUUCGAUUAUUACUGUGUUCCUUCUUAUACUGUUCCAAUUAUUAUUGUUAUUUUAUUUUUAAUAAACGAUGGAUUUGUAAUGUAUGAAUAAUUUAAAUUAAAAGUUG
Myzus persicae (green peach aphid) is the source of this 1649-nucleotide messenger RNA. Its product is annotated as tail-anchored protein insertion receptor WRB-like. The transcript is spliced from 4 exons. Bases 206 to 700 code for a protein of 164 amino acids. NCBI's taxonomy places the organism in Eukaryota, Metazoa, Arthropoda, Insecta, Hemiptera, Aphididae. Gene Ontology annotation, biological process: tail-anchored membrane protein insertion into ER membrane. The record is from RefSeq and is a predicted model, not a curated record.